This is a messenger RNA of Henningerozyma blattae CBS 6284, 1191 nucleotides long. RefSeq names its product Hym1p (gene HYM1). Gene Ontology annotation, biological process: intracellular signal transduction. Gene Ontology annotation, molecular function: protein serine/threonine kinase activator activity. The record is from RefSeq and is a predicted model, not a curated record. The transcript has a single exon. The coding region runs from base 1 to 1191 and encodes 396 amino acids. Lineage: Eukaryota; Fungi; Ascomycota; Saccharomycetes; Saccharomycetales; Saccharomycetaceae.
AUGUUUAAGAAACAUAAGAAUCAACAAGAUGUAGAUAUGGCGUUUUGGUGGAAAAAAAAUCCACACACACCAAAUGAAUUUGUUAAAUCGAUUAAAGAACAAUUGAAUAUAUUACAUAAUUUAUCCGGCAUCUCAAAUACAUCAAAUCUAAUCGGCUCAACUAGUAAUGAAGAUAAUAACACCAAUGAGAAACGUCGAGCUCAAGAAGAAUGUUCUAAAUAUUUAAUAGGCUUAAAGGAAUUCAUACUACGAGAUGGAAACAAUGGUAACACACUUGGGAAUCAACCAAGCAACGAGUUGAUGGAUGAGAUGUAUAACGCUAUGCACAAUAAAGAUUUAUUUUAUGAUUUAAUAAAUAAUUUCUGUGAGUUAGAAUUUGAAGCUAAAAAGGAAGUAAUGUUAAUAUAUGCUAUUUCAUUAAGAUAUAGUAAGGAUAACAAAUUAGUCACUGUGGAUUAUUUAGUUAGUAAACCAAGUAUUAUAAAACUAAUGAUACUUAAAAUUGAGGAAUCAUUAAAUAAUAAAAAAAAUUAUCAGGAUAAUUUUUUAAUGUUAGGUAAUAUGAUAAUUGAGAACAUUAAAUAUGAACAAUUGAAUCGUAUUAUAUUAAAAGAUCCUAAUUUUUGGAAAUUUUUUGAAUUUGCUAAAUUAAAUAAUUUUGAAAUCAGUACUGAAUCAUUACAAAUUUUAAAUGUUGCCUUAACCUCUAAUAUUAAAUUAGUUUCAAGAGAAUUUUUUAAUUCAUAUUCUAGUGAUGAUAUUAAUAAUAAUAGCAAUGAAAACAUUCCAAGAUUUAUCAAUAAUAUCAAUAAGCUAAUAGUUAAUGGGACAUAUGUCAUAAAGAGACAGAGUAUUAAGCUACUGACAAGUUUGAUAUUAAAUCGUACUUUUAGUACUUUAAGAAAUGAAUAUAUUAGCUCUGCGGAUAAUCUAAAGUUAAUUAUGUUAUUAUUAAUCGAUAAGAGUAAGAAUUUACAAUUAGAAUCCUUUAAUAUAUUUAAAGUCAUGAUUGCUAAUCCUACCAAGGAUAAGUAUGUAAUGGAGAUUUUAAUUAAAAACAGAGAAAAAUUAAUAAGGUAUUUUAACAAUUUUAAUUUGGAUAAUCAAGACUCUAAAUUUAAUGAUGAAAAAGAAUUUGUUAUAAGAGGAAUAGAAACUUUACCAAGAUUAGCAGAACGUGCGGAGUUUUAA